This is a messenger RNA of Durusdinium trenchii, 1134 nucleotides long. The record is from the annotation of a GenBank genome assembly. NCBI's taxonomy places the organism in Eukaryota, Dinophyceae, Suessiales, Symbiodiniaceae.
AUGGACGGCUACCUGUGGUACAUUGCGCAGGUGGAUCGCUUGAACCCGGACAACCAAGUGAGCCCUGCCGAAGCUGAGCUCAUGGUGCGAGCGGGGAAGAUUGCCAAGAAGGUUGGAGGUUCCAUCUUAGACCUUGGCAGUGGGAGUGGGAAUGACUUCCCGACGAUCCAGGCGGCCGAGGUGAUCUUGCCGGUCUUGGCUGUGGAGCCCAAUCGCUUCACCUGGGCCAAAGCGGAAGCCCAGGCACAAGAGCUGAAGCUGUCUGUGUCCUUCGCGGCGAACUUGGAGGAGGUGCCCAAUGAGAGCUGCGGGCUGCUGCUCACACGCCGUGUGCUUUGCUCGGUGGACGACCAGCAGGAAGCGCUGCAGGAAAUCUUCCGAGUGCUGAAACCAGGUGGUGUCUUUGUCUUCAUUGAACAUGUGGCUGCCGAAGAGGGCUCGCCUUUGCGGGUGACGCAGGAAGUCUUCCGACCGGUCCAGCAGGCCAUGGCCAACAACUGCGACAUGGCACGGGAGACGGAGAAGGCGAUCCGAGACAUGCCGUGGAGCAACGUGGAGGUGGUAAACUAUGAGGAGGCACAUUCGGGGGUUGGCAGUGAAAGCUCGGUGACUUGUGAGACCUCAAGGAUUUUAAAGAUUGACUCUAAAGCAGCUGAUGCUCCAACUGCCAAUGAUGCCAAUGGUUUGCAAUCCCGUGUCUCCAAUGGAGGACCGCCGCAUCGCGAGAUGGAGGCGGAGAAGGAUGAAUCCGAGGAUGAAGACAUGGAGGAUGAUGGGGCCGAUGACCGUCCCAUCUACAAUCCCUUGAACCUGCCUUUAGGCUGGGAUGGAAAGCCUAUUCCGUUUUGGCUUUACAAGCUCCACGGCAUGGGCAUCGAGUACAAGUGCGAAAUUUGUGGUAACUAUUCCUAUUGGGGUCGUCGGGCCUUCGAGAGGCACUUCCAGGAGUGGAGACACGCCUUCGGCAUGCGAUGUCUCAAGAUUCCCAACACGGCACACUUCAAGGAAAUCACCAAGAUUGAGGAAGCCAUCACGCUCUACGAAAAGCUGAAGCGUGAUGCAGAGGAACAGACCUUCCGGCCUGAGCAGGCCACUUGCGGUCACUUGCGAAGUGGAAGCACGGACGGUGGCUGA